AUCACCAAAUUGAAGAUAAGGAUGUCUGGACAGGUAGGCUGAGCGUCACGUUGAAGAAAAAGAGGAAGGAUUGGUACAAGCCUGUUCACCACUCCGGACCGAAAACAGAUCACGGCGUGACGAAUGGACGGAGAGGGGCGUAACGAUCGGGUUUCAGAUGCUACAAAUAUCUCUGAGGGGUUCCAGAAAGCUAGGUCACUCACUGCCGCGUUGGACAUUGAGCGCUGUGAUCUGGACAUUAAGAAAAACAGCAGCAGCCACCAUACAAAACUGUUUGCAGAGGAGCGUUUGAUUGUCAGGAGAGGACAACCCUUCAACAUUAUAUUGCAUCUGAAAGAUGGCAGCAAGGAGUUCAAACUGGGUGAAACAAGUUUCACACUGAUUGUAGAAACUGGUCCAUUACCCAGAAAAGAAUCAGACACUAAGGUGUCCUUUGGCCUGAGUGACUCCAUAGUAGACACAGAGUGGAGCGCUUCUGCCACAAAGGAUUCCUCUGGAAACACAGUGUCUGUAUCUAUCUGUUCCUCACACAAUGCACCGAUAGGGGUCUAUUCCCUGACUCUGGACCAGGAGGGGCAGAAGACCAGUUUGGGAAAGUUUACCCUGCUUUUUAAUGCCUGGUGUCACAGAGAUGCUGUUUACAUGCGCAGUGAGUCAAAGAGGAAGGAGUAUGUUCUAGAACAACAUGGGCAGGUUUACAGAGGAACAUUUAAACGAAUCAAAGGGACGCCCUGGAACUUUGGACAGUUUGAAUUAGGGAUACUGGAUAUAUGUCUGAAGAUCCUGGACGACAACCCGAAAUACGUGUCUGAUGCUGACAAGGACUGCACUGCCAGGAGAAAUCCCAUCUAUGUGACCAGGGUGCUGAGUGCCAUGAUCAACAGUAAUGAUGACACAGGGGUCCUGGUUGGAGAGUGGGGAGAGUUUUCCGGCGGGGUUCAUCCAGGAAUGUGGAUUGGCAGUGGGGAGAUUCUGCGCAAAUGGGCAGAAAGUGGCCCCGUCCGGUACGGCCAAUGUUGGGUCUUCGCUGCUGUUGCGUGCACAGUGUCCCGUGCCCUGGGCAUCCCAUGUCGAGUGGUUACUAACUUUGGAUCGGCUCACGAUUCAGAUGCUAACCUGGUGAUUGAAAACCUGUAUGAUGAAGACGGGGAAAGAAUUUCUGGAGGUGAUUCAGUUUGGAACUUCCAUGUUUGGGUGGACAGCUGGAUGGCUCGUCCGGAUUUGGGAACAGACUUUGAUGGGUGGCAAACCAGUGACCCAACCCCACAGGAGAGAAGUGAUGGGGUUUUCUGUUGUGGACCUGCUUCUCUGGAGUCCAUCAAGGAGGGAGAGCUGACUAAGAAGUAUGAUGCUUCCUUUAUUUUUGCUGAGGUCAAUGCAGAUAUUGUGGACUUGGUACGCUUAUCCAGUGGAGAGUUUGUCAAGUUCAGUGGAUCAACUAAGUCUGUUGGGCGCUUCAUCAGCACCAAAGCUGUGGGCUCAGACUUGCGACAUGACAUCACACACCAGUACAAGUAUGCAGAAGGUUCAGAGGAGGAAAGGAGAGUGUAUGAGAAGGCUCAACACAACAACAAGUUACAGCAGAGGGGAGAAGAGCCUGGGCUCCAUCUUAAGAUAAAACUGGCAGAUAACAUGAUCGUGGGCUCAGACUUUGAGGUGUACGCAAUCCUCACUAACAACUGCAUGGAGGCCAGGACCGUCAACUUCCUGUUCUUUGCCAGAGCUGUCGGUUACAAUGGAAGAGAAGGAGAGAGCUGUGGGUUUACUUCAGACAAAGUGGAGGUGCCCCCUGGUGAAGAAAAGCGUCUGUCCCUGAAACUGGAGUAUAAAAAAUAUGGAUCAGCAAUCACUUCUGACAGGUUGAUCCAGCUAUCAGCCAUCACCAUUGACAAGCAGACCAUAAAUUACAAUAAGGCUGAGAAGACCAUUGUGCUAGACGAGCCAGAUACACAGAUCAAGUUGGUGGGAGAUGCUCAACUCAACCAGCCGAUGACGGCAGAACUGAGCUUGGUAAACCCCUUACCAGAAACCCUGAAGGACUGCAGCUUCACUGUGGAGGGAGUCGGCAUCACCGAUGGCAAACCCAUAACAAAGAAAAUUGGAGCUGUGGGUCCCAAACAGGAAGCCAAGGCCAGCGUUGAGUUCAGUCCCACCAGUGCUGGCUCCGGCGUACUGCUGGUAAACUUUGACAGCAACAAACUGCAGAACAUCAAGAGCUCCAUCAAUGUUGUGGUGAAAGAAUGAGCUAUGACAUUAUUCUUACAACAGUUGAUGCUGUUGUUGCUGAUGUUGUGUUCUGUUGUUCAACUGAACCUCAGUUUCAAUUUGGGAUGUAAGGAAUUAUUUUUAAAUGCUUUUAAAUACUUAGAUUUGUAUCCACACAUUUAUAGAAUAUAAUGCACUAUUUUACUAUUUAAAGUGAAGUAUUUUCUCUAAUAAAUGAUCCCCUUAUACUAACCAUUAUGUGCAGUUCCUCUGUGCGAGGCCAUUAGAGGCCCAACAUCAUAAAACAACAAAGCAAGAUGCUAAUAUAAUUGUAUUUGUAAUAAAACAUUUCAAACUU
Molecule: messenger RNA, 2563 nt
Organism: Notolabrus celidotus (New Zealand spotty)
Lineage: Eukaryota; Metazoa; Chordata; Actinopteri; Labriformes; Labridae
Product: protein-glutamine gamma-glutamyltransferase 2-like
Exons: 15
Coding region: 124-2244 (706 amino acids)
Biological process (GO): peptide cross-linking
Molecular function (GO): protein-glutamine gamma-glutamyltransferase activity
Source: RefSeq, a predicted model, not a curated record